GAUAACCAACUACACCACGAAACCUUUUGUUGUUACACGUCCGUUAAUCAUUGAUUUUAACUAUUAUUGACUUGGACAAUUUUACUGCCGUCACUAUCUCUAUUUGGUUUCCUCUCUCUCAAAUUCUCCGAUCACCAUGAGUAAGGGUCCGGGACUAUUCGCCGACAUCGGAAAAUAUGCGAAAGAUCUGUUGACGAGAGAUUACAGUACCGAUCAGAAAUUCAGUAUCUCCACUAACAGUGUCUCCGGCGUCGCUCUUACUUCCACUGCUCUCAAGAAUGGAGUACUACAUGCUGCUAAUGUUGCCACACAAUACAAGUACAGAAACACUUUCUUCGAUGUCAAGAUCGAUACUGAUUUCAAUAUCCUGACAACCAUCACAUCACUGAGAUCCUCCCAUCGACAAAAGCCAUUGCUUCCUUCAAAGUGCCUGAUUACAACUCUAGCAAGCUGGAAGUCCAAUAUUUCCAUGAUCACGCAACAGUUACAGCCGCUGCAGCCUUACAAUAAAACCCUCUAAUUGAUGUAACUGCUGCUCUUGGCUCACCAACUAUCUCAUUUGGUGCUGAAGCUGGGUAUGACACCACAUCUCGAACUUUCACAAAGUACAACGUCGGAGUCAGUGUCACAAAGCCAGAUCAAUGUGUCUCCAUAAUAUUGGGAGAUAAAGGAGAUUCGAUCAAAGCCUCUUAUGUAUAUUACCUAGAUGAGUCGACGAGAAGCGCAACAGUUGGAGAGGUUAUCAGGAAAAUCUCAACUAAUGAGACAACAGUAACUGUUGGUGGAUUGUAUGCGGUUGAUCACUUAACGAAUGUGAAAGCUAAGCUGAACAGUAACGGUAAGUUUGGAGCUCUUCUGCAACACGAGGGCCUUCCAAAAUCGAUAGUGACAAUCUCAGGUGAGAUUGAUACCAAGACAUUAGACAAGUACCCAAGGUUAGGUCUCUCGCUUUCCCUUAAACCUUGAAGAGCUACACAUACCAAUGGAAGUUAGGUUUAACAAUGGAGACUACCCUUUCUGUCUCCUAUGACAUUGUUUAGAGUUGAGUUGGUUAUUGAAUAAUGAAUCCCUCGGCUAAUCUCCUUAUUUCUGAUAAUUCUUUUUCGGAUUUGUUUCUUUUGGGGCUCACGCUUAAUAGGAACAGUUAUAUCGCUCUUUUCUGAGAGUUUUUUUUUAUUGUUUUGUUAAGAGAAACAAACCUUAUGUGAAACUAGAAUCAAUCAAAGACUCAAGUUGGAAAAGAAUCAGAGAUAGGUCUUCUACACAUGUACAUCAAAUGUGAAAACUGUUCAGUCGGAUAAUUGCAUUUGAGAUAUGUUUU
Molecule: messenger RNA, 1321 nt
Organism: Arabidopsis thaliana (thale cress)
Lineage: Eukaryota; Viridiplantae; Streptophyta; Magnoliopsida; Brassicales; Brassicaceae
Gene: VDAC5
Product: voltage dependent anion channel 5
Exons: 6
Coding region: 137-520 (127 amino acids)
Biological process (GO): monoatomic anion transmembrane transport; transmembrane transport
Cellular component (GO): mitochondrial outer membrane; mitochondrion
Molecular function (GO): voltage-gated monoatomic anion channel activity
Source: RefSeq, marked reviewed